Messenger RNA from Lepisosteus oculatus (spotted gar), 4530 nucleotides. RefSeq names its product calpain 5a (gene capn5a). The record is from RefSeq and is a predicted model, not a curated record. NCBI's taxonomy places the organism in Eukaryota, Metazoa, Chordata, Actinopteri, Semionotiformes, Lepisosteidae. Gene Ontology annotation, biological process: proteolysis. Gene Ontology annotation, cellular component: cytoplasm. Gene Ontology annotation, molecular function: calcium-dependent cysteine-type endopeptidase activity.
UGGCUGCCUGACGGCUCCUCCCAAGCGUGUGUAAGAAAUUUGCAAACAGAGCGAGGAUCCGUGCAUCGCAGAGCGGGAGGGCUGCAGCACCGGGACAGCUGGAUCCCCGGAGAACUGGGUACAAGACGUCACCGAGGGAAAGGGACUCCAUUCAGGCUGCAGUAUGUUCUCAUCAGUGAAGGCCUAUGAGAACCAACAGUAUUCCUCUCUGAAGAAACAGUGCCAACAGAGUGGAGGGCUGUUUGAGGACCCCCUAUUCCCUGCUGUUGAUGAGUCACUCUUUUACCAGGGCAACAGGAUUGGCAGAGUGCACUGGAAAAGGCCUAAGGAGCUGUGUGCUGACCCUCACUUGUUUGUUGAUGGGAUCAGUGCUCACGACUUGCACCAGGGACAGCUGGGAAACUGCUGGUUUGUGGCGGCCUGUUCCAGUCUAGCCUCCAGAGAGUCUCUAUGGCAGAAAGUUAUUCCAGACUGGAAGGAUCAGGAAUGGGAUUCAGAAAAGCCAAAUUCCUACGCCGGGAUCUUCCACUUCCGCUUCUGGCGCUUCGGAGACUGGGUUGACGUGGUUAUCGACGACAGACUCCCAACCGUCGGCAACCAGCUAGUAUACUGCCACUCCAACGUCAGCAACGAGUUCUGGAGUGCUCUUGUGGAGAAGGCCUACGCAAAAUUGUAUGGCUGCUAUGAAGCCCUUGAUGGUGGGAAUACAGCAGAUGCACUAGUGGACUUCACUGGAGGGGUCUCUGAGCCACUGGACCUGGUGGAAUGCAAGUUCUCUGAGGACGAGGCAGCGAGGAACCAGCUUUUUGAGAGGGUGCUGAAGGUGCACAACCGUGGUGGCCUCAUCAGUUGUUCAAUCAGGGCCACCAGCUCGGCGGACAUGGAGGCACGGCUGGACUGUGGCCUGGUGAAGGGGCACGCUUACGCCGUGACCGAUGUCAGGAAGGUGCGACUGGGCCACGGGCUGCUGGCCUUCUUCAAGUCGGAGAAGCUCUGCAUGAUCCGCAUGAGGAACCCCUGGGGGGAGAAGGAGUGGAACGGGCCAUGGAGUGACAGCUCUGAAGAAUGGCAAAAAGUGAGCAAGAGUGAGAGGGAGAAGCUGGGAGUGACUGUGCAGGACGAUGGAGAAUUCUGGAUGACGUUUGACGACUUCUGCACCCACUUCACGGACUUCAUCUUGUGCCGGCUGAUCAACACCUCCUACCUGAGCAUCCACAAGACCUGGGAGGAGGAGGUGAUGCGGGGGGCCUGGGUUCGCCAUGAGGACCCCCUGAAGAACCGCACGGGGGGCUGCAUCAAUUAUAAGGCCACCUUCCUCCAGAACCCUCAGUACGUGUUGGACGUGAAGAAGCCCGAGGACGAGGUGCUCAUAUGCUUGCAGCAGAAGGACCGGCGCGCCCGGCCCAAAGAAGGCAAGGGAGAAAACCUGGCCAUCGGCUUCGACAUCCACCGGGUGGAGCUGAACAGGAAGUACCGUAUGCACUCAGCCCAGCAGAAAGUGGCAAGCUCCAUCUUCAUCAAUUCCCGCUGCGUGUUCCUGAGGAAGGACCUGAAGGAGGGCCGCUACGUCAUCAUCCCCAGCACCUUUGACCCUGGCCUGCAGGGCGACUUCCUGCUCAGGGUCUUCACGGACGUGCCUUCGGACUGCAAGGAGCUAAUGCUGGAUGAGCCACCUCAGACCUGCUGGACCGGCAUGUGUGGAUACCCCCAGUUGGUCACACAGGUGCAUGUGGUCAGUGCCCAAGGCCUGCAGGCCCAGGACUCUGAUGGAGCUUCUGAUCCCUAUGUCAUCAUAAGCUGUGAAGGGCAAAAGGUUCGCUCUCCAGUGCAUAAGAAUACACGCAAUCCAGAGUUUGAUGUCACAGGGCUUUUUUACAGGAAGAAACCAAAAGAAGGCAUCCAAAUAGAGAUCUACAACAAGAACGUGAUGUGCGACUCAUUCCUGGGCCAGGUGGUCCUCCCCAGUGACCCCAGCGACCUCCAGCAACAGCACACCGUGCACCUGCGCGACAAGGGGAACCGGCAAAGCAGCGACCUUCCGGGCACGCUCAAUGUCAGGAUCAUCACCAGCAACGUGCUCACCAACAUCUGAGCGUCGCCCCCCCGUGACACCGCGCCGGGAGAGGCCCGGCACAGCCGCCCCACACUAAAACUCUCCCGGGAAUUAAAACCUCUCCAUAUACCUGCGCGUUUACAAGGGCUACGCCUCGUCGUCUCGCGGCACUGUUCGUCUCCGUGUUAGAAAAACCCCGUCCGCGGCUGUGGCUGGCUGGCGUCUCUUUCCUGGCUGCGUCUUCUAGAAAGACAGCUGGCCUCCCCUUGGGUACGGUAUCAUUCUGUGAGCGGCUUUCAGCAGAAAUGUUGAAAGGAAUUUAAACAACAUUCUGAACACCUUCUACUUUUAGACAGUGCCAGUGAAGAGUACCAAUCCAAUAACAUUAUGUGGAAUAAAAGGAUUUAGGUUAUAUUAGCUAUGUAUGUGUUUUUGUAUGGUAUAUGUCAUUAUCAAUAAGUGCUUUAAGAGACCAAAGGAAGCCAUGUACUUGAUUGUCUACCAAGCGCCAUGUUCCUGGUCAGUUGAUUUUCUUCUUUGCUGUUUUACCUGAGGCAUUGUUAGCAAGGGCACAUAUCAAGCAGCAUGAGGUUUCACAAGGCCAAGUAAGCUACUGUACAGUGAGCCUGGUGGUGGUGAAUUGACCAGAGCUUUGGUUUGUCCUAAAAAAAAUGCAUGAAAACAGAUUGCGAGACUGUUGGGUGACCUGGGGAAAUUUGCAUUUUUAAUUUUUUAACGGUCUCUGUUUUCUGUUACAUAUUUAAGACAUUUGUGAGAAUGUAAGACAAUCAAGAAACCAAGGGAAACUAAUUUUAAAAGGUGCAUUUUACUUACUAAACUCUUCUGAAAGCAAUGCAAGCCAUUCCAGUUUGUAUUUUCCCACUGACUUCUUUACUUAUUGGCAUGGGUGUAAUUAACUAGUACAAACUGAGCUUGAUGGGUUGUUUUAAUUUCUUUUGCAUAAUGGAAUUGCAAGAUGGGUUUAAGUACGUCAGUGUCCUAAAGAUAUUUUUUUUUCCUUAUCCAUCACAUUCCUCAUCUAUAUGAACAGUCUUGUGCUUUUUUCAUCUCGGAUUGUCAGAAAAUGCUAUUGAUCUCAGCGUGACAUUUUUUGCCUCGUUCAACAUUGGGUAUGAGUCAGCCUUAACAGACCCAUAAGGGCCAGUAGACCCAGUGGUGCUGUGAUCGCAGAGAGGGGACUGACACGAUAUACCUCACCUGACCCUGGACGCUAAAAAACAUAAUGGUGUUUCAGGAUGGUAGCUUGUCUGAAAUCUAAAAAGAACUGCACAUUUUGCUUUGCCAGUUUAGCUCAAGCCAAAUCAAUUGUGCCAUAUUCUUGUAUUACGCAUGAGGGUACUGUAACAUCAAAUGCAGCCACUCAUUAAUUCAAGUUUACAUUAUUAGUUGUCAAUUGUGAUAAAGUAUUAUUCAUUUUUGUAAUCAUAUUAAUUGUUGUUAUCAUAUUAGUAAUCAAUAUUUAUAUAUCUGUAAUAAUUCUGUAUUGCAUUCUGUUUUUCAUUGUAAGUGAACAAAAAUUAAAAGCCCUCUAUUUUAGAUAUUUAUAUGGGAAGCUCUCCAUACAUAGUUGGUGGACUGUUUUGCAGUCCAAGGUAAUUGUUCACUUGCUGUACACAGACCAGGGGUGUUUGUAUAGAAGCUCAUUAAACCAGAGUUUAUUCCUGAUUCCAAAGCGUUCAGCAGGUUGUGAGUUUGUUGGGACUUCAGUCCAUUGUAGCGUUACUCCCCAGCAAUGCUGGUACCCAUUUUUACAGCUGUGGAUUGGCUGCCAGAAAUUGGGGUGAAGUACUGUGCUGUAAAGGGACUUAAGUCUUGGGUUUCUAGAGACCAAACUUUGUUUUCCACCAAGUGCCCCCAACAUACUGUAGUCUCCCUGCUCCAAACCCCAGGUUUCUAGAGCACUCUCCUUUAAACAACUUUUGUUAGUCAUUCAAUUUUAGGUUUUACCGAUAUUACAAUGAAGCAUAUGUUUAUAGAUGAAUAUUUUUAAAAACGACUAGGCACACACGGGCUUAACAAGGAUAUUUCGGGCAGUGUUCGUCCAUUUUGAUUUUGGUGUAACAGUUUUAUUCCUUGUAGUCCUCAUGCACUUUGUUCAGAUGGGUUUUCUUUUAAUGUGAAUAAAGCUAAAAAUACAAAUAUUCCAAGUACAGUGCGUGGAUUGUCCCAGUGGCAAAAGAUGCUAACUUGUGCUCUUAAAGCUUUAGAUCUGAGGAGAAAACUCAUGAGCAAAUUAUUACAAAGUAUUUUUGUUUACACUUAAAAAGACUGACAUAGCUCUGCUCUAUAUACUGUAUGAUGUAAAAUGCAUAAUGAUAUGUACUUCUUUAAUACUGCUACAUUUUUUCUCUGACCUACUGCUGGUAGAUCUGAGAACUGUGUAGUAGCUUUAUAAGUCAUAUAUGACUGAGUAUAACAUAUUUACAAUAAGUGUAUUUGUUUUCUGAAUUAUGUGU